Molecule: messenger RNA, 12718 nt
Organism: Alligator mississippiensis (American alligator)
Lineage: Eukaryota; Metazoa; Chordata; Crocodylia; Alligatoridae
Gene: ALPK1
Product: alpha kinase 1
Exons: 14
Coding region: 190-3969 (1259 amino acids)
Biological process (GO): protein phosphorylation
Molecular function (GO): protein serine/threonine kinase activity; ATP binding
Source: RefSeq, a predicted model, not a curated record
UCCGGUGUGAGAAAGUUUCUUUUUCUCCUUUCAGCUGGGAAAGUCCGGAGAAGCAGUUAACUUUCAAGUACGUCUGCAAAAGCCAAGGAGGUGAUCACCCCCUCCAGUGCUGCUCCCAGUAUAUCAAAAGGUAAUUGAUCACCGCGCACCCGGGGACACCCAAUUCACAGCAGAGUGGGAGCAGGCAUCAUGAAUAAUCAAAAAGCCGUGGCUGCGCUGCUGCAGGAGUGCAAGCAAGCCCUGGAUGGGCUUUCGUCAGAGGUGUCUGACACACACGGGGAAGACGAGAGAGAGUACCAGCAGUGCAGAGCUUUGCUCCCCGAUGAUCUAAGGACCCUUAUCGAAGAGGCAAAGGAAAUGAAGUGGCCCUUUGUGCCGGAGAAGUGGCAGUACAAACAAGCCCUAAACCCAGAAGACAAAACAAACCUGCAAGAUAUAAUCGGUCCAAGGCUGCAUGACUUGCUGGUUUAUCUGAAAGCCUCCAUCAUGGUCAAGGACUAUGCAACAGCAGCUGCUAUUGUGUUCCUGACUGACCGAUUCCUAUAUUGGGUUGAUGCCUCCAGCAAACUUCUUCAGAUUGCCAAAGGCCUGCAUAAGCUGCAGCCAGCAACACCAAUUGCCCCUCAGGUGGUUAUUCGCCAAGCUCGCAUCUCUGUCAAUUCAGGUAAACUUUUAAAAGCUGAAUAUAUUCUAAGCAGCCUCAUAAAUGACAAUGGAGCUACAGGUACGUGGCUGUAUCAUAAGGAAAGUGAUAGGAUUCUUGUUCAGUCAGUCUGCUUACAAAUCAGAGGACAGAUUCUGCAAAAGCUUGGAAUGUGGUAUGAAGCAGCAGAAUUGAUUUGGGCUUCUUUGGUGGGCUAUUUAAAACUUCCUCAGCCAGAUAAAAAGGGGAUUGCUACAUCAUUGGGUAUUAUGGCAGACAUCUUUGUUUCCAUGAGUGAGAAAGAUUAUAUUCGUUUUAAAAACACUUCGGAGGUUGAUCUGAGCCUUCUCCAAGAGUCUGACCAUCGCUUACUGUCAGCUGCUGACGCCUGUAAGCUGGCAGCCACCUACAGCCAGUAUACCCCACUUUUUGUGCUCACAGCAGUGAACAUCCGUGGGGCAUGUUUACUGUCCUAUAGUCACUCCAGUGAAUGUCCUCCAGAGAGGAAAAUGUUCUAUUUGUCCGAAGCUAAGGAAUCCUUUGAGAUUGGCCUUCUCACCAAGAAGGAUAAUGACCCCAUAACCAGCAAGCAAGAGCUUCACAGUUUUAUUAAAGCAGCUUUCUUCCUUACAACUGUGCAUCGACAGCUCUAUGGGGAAAGCGAGAGCCUCUCUGAGGUGAGAUGCCUAUGUACAGAAGCCAUGGAGAAACUGUACAUUUACAUCACUUCAUUUACAGAAGAACAAGACAAAGGAAUGCUUUCCAAGGAGAUCAUGACUCUGAUCAUGUCUGUGAGGGAGUGUUUACAAGUGCAGAGCUUCCCUAAUUUAGAUGCCAAGUCUUACGUUCCAGACAGCUACAAAAGCAGUGUGGAAAAGCCUGUCUUGUGUGGUGAAGUGAACUUUGAGAAACUUCUUGAAAUGCAUUCCCAGCAUCAUAGGUCAGUGUGUGAAGUGUUUGAAAACACUUGCAGGAGCCAUAAAAACCAGCUAGGAGAGUCCAAAGCAGGAGCAUGUAUCACUGCCUUGAAAACAGAAACCAAAAAUAUAGACAUGGCGUGUAACACUGAAGAAAGAGGGUGCUGUAGGAAAGACACUGCCAAAGCCUCUGCCUCACAAAAACCCAGAAGAGGCCAUGAAAGGCUCAGUGGCCAAACAAGAAGGAAAUGGACCGGUUCUGGUGCAAUGAAAGUCUCCCUUAAGGAAGAGAUGGAGAUUGAGCCAUUAAACAGGGAAGCAAAUAAUGAAAGAAACAAGUUGCAAAGCAGAAGUCAAACUAUUAGCUCUUUAAAGUCUUGGAGCAAGUUGUCAAAAUCAAGUUCCUCUACCAGCUGGGAGGAGAUAGAUUUUAAUGACAACAGUGAGCUGCCUAGAGAAGGGCAGGAAAGGGAAGAGGGCUCAAUGGAUGAGAAGUGUUGCACAGCCAUGUCUGAAGCUGCUGAGGAAGAUGUUCAGGCUAGUAACCUGUCUUCCAGAACUCAUCAUCGCUCUCUUCAAGAGCCUCAGGGCAGCUGCUCAGGUCCUCCCCAGUGUCCUUUAAAGAAAAAUGGACCCUCAGCUAACAGGCUAAAGACUGCACCCUCAGACUGUAGAGAAGGGCUCUUCAGGAGGACAGAACAUGAAAGGGAUGCUUCAGAACAGAAAGCAGGGGUGGCCAACAGCAUAGAUUGCCAAAACAGUGCUGUUUCUUUCUUGGAUCCUCACCCUUCUGGUCCCAAAAGAUCUGACAAGGAGGUAGGUUCCUCUUGUUUGACAGAACGAAAAUCCUUCGAAAGGGUUGACCCCUCAGCAGAAACUGAUUCCAGAACCAAGGACAGCAACAGAGUUACCAGCGUUAUUCACAGUCCUCCCAACAGCAUCAAGAGUGGAAAUGUAAGAGAUGUGGGAAGGUUUAACAGAGUCACAAAACCAUUAUCAAGAAAUAACUAUAUGUGGAUUGACCCAGAAGGAGAAACUGUAGACUCUACAGAGGAUCUAUCAGCUGCGCAACACAUAACUAUAGAUAAGGUGCUUUCUACUAAACCUACAAACAAGCCAGAAAUGGCCAGUGAUUCUUUUGUAGAUGAUUGGAUUAAGAAAUCUUCUGCUGCCAUGGCUGGAAAUGGAACCUUUGAUAUAUCUGAAGUUGAUACCCAAGCAGAUACAGUGGAUGACUGGGAAUUUGCUUGUAGCAAUAGUGGGAGCUCAGUGAACAACUUUCCUGCCAUCAGUCUUUCAAGGCAUCAGGCUAGCCACAGGGAUAAAACUAGGGCUUCAUUAUCAGGGAGGAAGAAAUCAGUAACUGACCACUUCCACGAUUGUGCUACCACUGAGGAGGAUGAAGGUGAAAAUCUCAGGAACGUUCUGAACAAAAGCCACAGUUCAAGUUCCUCUAUGAAAUCAUGGUAUAAAUCAUCUCAGUUUUCCAGCAGUUUCUCUGAAUUAGAGAGUCCAUCAUUUCUGAACUCUAGUGGGAGCUCUUUUGUUUCUGUGCCUGGGAGAAGCAAGGAACAAAUCCUAGAAGCUCGCUUUCUGAGGGACGAUGAAUAUGAGAAGCUCUUGUCAGGUGCUGAGCAUAACUGGCUUGUGCAGAGACUGAAAACUACUGGAAUAUUCAAAACUAAUCAUCUGCAUCAAGCAUAUUCUGCUCUUCUUUUGAAAUACUCUAAGAAAUCUGGUCUGUGGACAGGCCAGGAAACAGCUGUAUAUAUUGGAGACUACCUGAGUGUGGCAAAGGAAGGCAAACAAAGGAGUGCAUUUUGGAUACACUUUCUGCAUCAAGAAGAAACAUUGGGAAGGUAUAUUGGGAAGGAGUAUAAAGAAGAAAAAGGACUGCUUCAUCAUUUCAAUGAUGUGGAACGACAAAUGACUGCUCAGUACUACGUGACAGAAUUCAACAAAAGGCUGUACGAGCAAAAGAUCCCAACACAAAUCUUCUACAUUCCUUCUUCAGUGCUUCUGAUAUUAGAAGACAGGUGCAUAAAAGGUUGUGUGAGCGUGGAGCCCUACAUCCUGGGAGAGUUUGUGAAGCUAUCUAAUAACACAAAAGUAGUAAAGGCAGAAUACAAAGCCACAGAGUAUGGGUUAGCCUAUGGACACUUUUCCUAUGAAUUUUCCAAUGCCGCAGAUGUGGUUGUUGACCUACAAGGUUGGGUGACAGGCAAUGGAAAAGGCCUCAUCUACCUCACAGAUCCCCAGAUUCAUUCGCUUCAUGGGAAAGAUGCUUCACACUCCACCAACUUUGGGGAAAAAGGCAUUUAUUAUUUCUUCAACAAUCAGCAUGUGGAAUGCAAUGAAAUCUGCCACCGUCUUUCUUUAACAAGGCCAUCAGUAGCAAACCCUACUUAGUCACGUACAAAGGUAGCAUAGCCAGUAAUGGCAACUAUAGUGUUUGAUCCUGUACACAUUUUUGUAGAAAGCUCUCUCUACAUGUGUUAACAGACUGUAGCAGGCUUGGACCAAAUGAGGGCUUGAGCCUGCCCAUCAUGGUGGGCUGACCCUGCCUCCUGCAGUUCCCUAGGGUUUUCUCCCUCUCAUUCAUCUGCCAUGUCUUGAUGAAGUCUGGAUCUCUUGAGAGGUUGCUUGUAAAUCUGAAGGGGAGGGGCAAUAAUCUGGUGUUACUAAACUAACUAGAUUCUGCAGUUAGCUCAUCUAGCCAACUCUGUCUCUCUCCAUUUCUUUCUCCUCCUAAUUUGCCUCUUGUGGGUUCUGUACCUCAACAGCCUAUACAGUGGCUUGUGGGCCUUAAUUGUGACCUCCCCCCUCCCCCCUAGCAAAACCCAUGCCUCAUGAGAGUCGAUCUUAAUUUUGUGGGACCUCCCAGCCAAGUCAGUAAGUUCCACCCCUUGGGUUCUCAUCCCUUUGUCCAGGCGUAAGCCUUUUUGGCCUUAGCUCCCUUUUCUCUAGCAAAGGCUCUUGGCUUUGGCCCAUUGUUUUGGGCCUCAGCCCAGAGUAUACCCUUGCCCUAUGCAAGGCUCAAAAUGCAAAAUGCCCUGCAGGCACUAUGCUGUGUGGCCUCCAAACUACCCCUUAACAGCCACUCCCAAGCCACCAGUCAAUAACACCCAAAACUCAACUGAAGUCUUUGAUUCACCUGAGUACACAAAAAAAAGAAAAAGAAAAGAGGGAGAAAAAUACAUAUAUACAAAUACACACGCAUGCACGUGUGUGUGUGUGUGUGUGCACGCGCGCGUAAAAAUAUUAUGUCUCAGGCCAAAUCAGUUCUGUAUUCUAUUGACUGAGCAGAGCUCAAUCAUUCAAGUCUGUGUGGCACUACCACUGGCAAAUAUCCUACCUCCUAGGCUUCAGAUACUCCCAGAUCCAUGGUAGGCAUCCUAAUGUGCAAGCCCCAAGCCAGGAGGCCUUGGAGUUCAGAUGCCCCCUAGUCUUGCUUGCCUCUAACCAAAAGGGCAAAGGAGCACUCUAGAGGAAAAGCCCGAGGGGAGUCCCCCAUCACCAUAAAUUGUGUAGCCAAGAUCCUCGCAUUAGAGGCAUUAUAGACUCUCUCAGGGGUCAACCUGCCCACAGUGCAAGGGACAGGCCUUCGCCCUCAACUACACUGAGUCAUUCAAGGCCAAGAAGAAGGGUAUCUCCCCUGCCAGGUCAGUAAAACCACCUGGACCAAAACCAUCAUCAUGGUAUCCCCACUGGGUAAACUAAAAUAGCCUUUAAACAUACCCCUUAGCCCACCAGUGUACUCAGCAGCCAGAAGAGGGUGAGAGUGGCCUACUAACAGUCCCUUCUUCUUCUGGAAGCCCCUUUCCCUCUCCUUGGCAUGGACUUAUCCACUUCUCCAGGGACAGCUACUUCCCUCUGACAUCCAGGGCCUCACUGAGGUCAUUUACAUGUUACUUCCCCUUUUUUUCCCCUAGGGAAGCUUUUUGUGCUGACCCAGUCCUUCCCCUAUUGGGCUCUAUGCUGCUGCUCACACACAGGUGUUGUUCCUCUUUCAUUUAGCUGUUUCUCUGGCCUUCCACCAGUUACUAAAGGCAAGUCCACAGCUUUGGAGCUGUCCCUACUGGCUCCACAUUUUUCCUAUCAGCUGGAAGUAUUCAGCUCCCAAUGAGUUUGGAUACCCUUUCAGAGCAGCCUAUCAUCAGCCCACUGAUCUCCCUUAUUGGCAGGAGUCCUCCUGCUGUGGUUCCCCAACCCCUUUGUAUUAUGGGAAUUUUCCCAGGCUCAGCCCCUUUCCCUUACUCAGCCUUUCCUUUGAGCUUCCAGGCCCCCUGGUUCCAUGUUCAACCCCCUUUUGGGCUCCCGGACCCUUGGCCCGAAGCACAACCCUUCUCUCUGGGCUCCAGACCCCUAGUCCUAUGUGCAGCCCCUCUCUCUGGGCUCCCAGUGUGGCUCACAGCCCCGUAUACCCCAGUGCCUUGCUACACUCCCUCCCUUAGAAACAGGACAUAUGUCCCCUGUUACACAGAUCCAUGCAAGACUCUUCAUGUGAGUAAAGUCACUUCUAUAUCUAAAGUGUCUGAAAGAUCUGUUCCGAGUUGGCAAUCCCAUGUUACCACUUUGUGGGCCAGCUGAAUACAGCUUGUUACAUAUAUCUGUUGGAAUUAAUAAAAUUGUGUAACAGUACAUUCGAAUAGCACAAAAGGGUCACAUCUACAUGUGCACUUUAUUAGUAGACUAAUUAGAUGAGGAGUAAAACUUCACUGUUUCCAUGUGUGAUGCUAUUAAGCUGCAGUAACUAAUUAAUCCUGCCAUAACUGGAUAGUGGACCAGCCACCUAGCCACACAGCUGCCUGCCACCUAGCCACACAACUCCACAUUUUCAGCACCUUCAUCCCCCAGCCAGGCCCUCUGUCACCCUCCACUGCUACCCAGAGCCCAGGGCAGAGCAUAGUAGGAGCAGCCCUGGGAUAAACUGCUACACCAGCUCAAAUUGCUGCUGUCCAAGGCACACAUGUAGACGCUGCACCCGGGACUAGUUUACUCUGGCUCAAACUGCUCUGGAGUUUACUGCUUCACAUUAAUUGCACAUGUAGAUGCACCCAGCAUAGCCAAAUGUGUGUUCAGAAUCAGCUAUUUUAUUUUAGCUAUUUGUGUUUAACUCUAUUAAUGAUUUUUCACCAACUGGUGUAAAUGUCUCAGGUGUCUAGAUAUAAGCACUAAAGAUGUAACUUCUUCUCUGUGUAUACUUUCUUAUGGAAGAUUUUUAAAAGUGUUUUAAAAUACUCAUUAGUCUUGACUAAUUGUCAUGGAGCAAAUCCUACAGCCUUUGUACAAGCUAAAAACUACGAAAAGAAGCCAAAAGAAGUUUUUCCAGAGUAAGGACUGCUGGGAUUGGCCUGAGCUUGUUAAUAUGCCCAUAGGAGACUAAAAACACCCGCCAUCAGGAGUGCUCCAAAUUUAGGGGCUGUCUCGUAACCCCUAUUAAGAUAAGCAGCCCCUUUGAAAUGAGGGGAGUGACUUGUUUGAGUUACAGGUUUACAGGGGCAGGCUCUUUUCCAGUACACUCAGGUAUAAACUAAGGGAUACUAAAAUAGUAUAGGUUUCCCUUGCUUUAUGCUGUACAUGCGGUUCUGGAAAAUGGCAUAUAACUCAAAUUCACAUAAAGGGAACCCACUUUACAAUGUAACAAAUAGGGAUAUGUCCCAAGACCUUGACUGUACUGACCACAGACACAUUUCUACCACUUACAAACAUGGCGUUGCACUACUCCCAGAGCACAUGCAGCUCCAAAAGCAUAGGCACCAGCUGCCCUGAGCAGUGGCUGUGGGCACUGCUGCCAGGUGGCUUCAUGGCUCCCAGCUCCAGGGUGCCAUGCUGACAGGGCCAGACUGGGCCAGGCUGCAGAGGCAAGUGUUGUGGCCUGGCCUGGGCACCACGACCUGGCUCAGCCUCUUCAAAUAAGUUUUUCUUCCUCCACUCCCAAAAUGCACCAUACAAAGCAGGUGACUGCAGGCUUCCACUACACUGAUUGCAUAAGAGUGAAUUUACCUCGCAUAUAAUUAAUUUGUGGUAUAAAAAGGGUCAUUGCAUAAGAGUGAAUUCAUACAUACAGAACCCACAUAAAGUGAGGGAAACCUGUAUAAAUAAAAGAGCUGUUUUGGGAUUCCAAUUAGGUGGAAGAGCAUCCCCUGCUAUUCUCAACACCCAGAGAUUUAUUCUGAUCUUUCUUCAUUAUAUGGUCAAACUGUUUCCUGGAGCCAGUGGGCAGAAGACAGAAACUGUGCUUAACUAUCCACUCAGGCACUGGGGGGACAGAGGUUAUGAUAUCCUGUUGGCAGCAAGCAAAACAUUUUGAAGAUAUUGUGCCUCACAGGUAUAGCUCGCAUCACAGUGAGUGUGUCUACACAAGAUGCUUUAUUACACAGCAGACAAAUUUGCUGCACAGUAAAGCAUCAGCGUCUAUUCCUGCUCAGCAAGUAGGGUACAAUAGACUAAUUUACUGUACUGCCAGAUAGGCCUGUCAGAUACAAGUGGUAUCCAGUAAUGCAGUAAAUUACUGUGCUUAAACACAUGUGUAGACAGUGCUGUUGGGAUUAGUUUACUUUGGCUCAAAUUGAGCUGGAGUAUAUUCAGUCGCAUUAACUGUAUGUAUAGAUUUGCCCAGUAUCUCCAAGGGGUUGAGCUUGAUGUCUAAUGGCAUAUUAGAGCCCAGUGUGCUCCUCCAGCAAACCUUCUCCUCUCUCCCUUAACAUCAUCUUAUUGCUGAUAGCUUGAGAACCACCUCAUCUGUAAUCCUUCUCAUGGGAAAGGCAUUCCUAUGUCUCUCUACUCUGUUCCCAUCUAUUUCCGAAUCCACUCUGAGAUAAGAUCUUUGCUUAUAGAUCCUGCUUUCCUUUUCCUUUAAUUUUUGAAAAUAUCUUUAUAUUUAACUCCAUAAAAUGAUGCUGUCAGAUUCCCUACAUGCUCUAUCAAUAGUUUUGCAGAAUAUAGAAGGUUAUACAAAAAUAUAAUACUGUUGCCUUUAUGAUUGCAAAAAUAAGUUGAAGAAAAAUAGCCUAGACAGCCUGGAACAGCAAUUCUAAGCAAGAAGGAAAACUGCCCUUAUCCAGUUGAGCAGUUCACUAUGAAGUGUAAUGAUGACUAAAAGAAUGUGUUUUUCAGGUAACAUAGGCAGGUAAUUGAACUUUUUGCAAUUGUGGAGGUAAAUUAGGCAACUGCACAUGCAUGUGGUCAAACAAACAAGUGUCAGAGACAGAAGAAAGUUCCCACCCAAAUGGUUCCCAUUGGGUAAUGGUGAAUGCAUUAGUAACUUACCAGUUAGAAUCUUGAUCCACCUCCCUUUAAAGACAGAGAAAGGGAGUUCAGUGCUUCGCUUUGACUUCUAAAGGCUUAGCUAUGAUAUCAGGGUCAUAUUCUGGCCAUCCUUUGUAUAAGCCUUCCAUUCUCAUCCGUGGGAGAUCUGCUGCUGAUUGCUGAUAGUUUCAUUCAAUAUGUAAUGCAGCCCUCUGCUCUGAUGGGUUUGAUGUCCCAGCAUUCUGGGGCACAGUUACGCACAAAACUGUUUUAAAAAUAAAAACCUGUGAUAAAAUAUGGAGACAGCAGGGGCUAGGUGGACGGGAGGUCUGUCUGUCAGUAUAAAUCGUGUGAAUGAAGCAGAAGUGCCUGGGAAUAUUCUGAGCCUCAGGAAAUAUAAGUACAUAUUAACCACACAACAGCCCUCUCCACCCCCCCACCCAACGCUACUCCCCCACCCCCCUUAUCGCUUGCUGUGAUGUUCUCCCCCACUCUCAAAUAUUUUAUUUAAUUGGACCCACACUUCCAGGACUUUCCUUGGAGUUUUCACCUGUUUUCUGGCUGUACCGGGAAUGUCUUGCUAUGCAUAGCCAUACAGUUGCUGCUUUGAACAUUUCCUUAUAUUUCAUACAUUUUAGCUGCAUGUUUUCUUGUUGUUCACAGUUUGAUGCUAUACAAAAAAAUACACUCCAGAACCUCUGAUUUUUAACAUUCCCACUCCCUGAAUGUCCUCUGGUAUGUCUGCUGUCCACAGGCUUCAAUAGUGUUCACCCGGCAUAGAAGCAGCUGCUGCAGUUUACUUUUUAUGAAACAAUCUUUUGUUUUUUUAGAUCAAAGCCUGUAAUUCAUGGACAUGACCUUCUAGGACUUUUGUAAGCUACCACCUGGAGAAUUGGAAAGCAGCAAAUGCAGAGUUAUGUCAUUCCCUUCCCAGAAAUCCACUGGGGAAGUAUUCAAGUGCCGGAAAAUGUCAGCCUCUGGCUGAACCAGAUAUCUGUUUUCUUAAGUUUCCCUAUUGGUCCAGUUUCCCCAGCGGUAGUGGGUGCAUCAGUACAGUGUACCCUCCAGGGCUUACACCAGUGGUCUCCCAUGAAAAAUAAACAAGUUAUUUAUAUGGAAGAAAAAAAAGGCAUCUACCAAUGGUAAAUUACAGUGUCUGCUAUGCACAGAGAUAUGUUCUUAACCGCAUAGCAUGGUUUUGCUAAGGCCAGCUUCAUCCUUCAUGUAACUCCACAGACAUGUGUGGGUGCCUUUGGCUCCAUGUGAGCCUGCAAGACUAUGUGACAUAGUCUGACUGGCUGAAGAGUGUCAAAUCUUGGAGCAUACUGAGAUAAAAUAUUGUAGUGUAGUUGGAGUGUCCAGGAUUGGUCUGAGCUGUAGAAUAACUAGCUGUUUUAUUCUCUCAUUCCUAUUGAAGCUUUAUGCUGUCAAAAUGGAGUUUGGAAAGCAGCUCAUACCCUUCUGGUGUCAUAUGCUAUAGAUGAGAGGGCUUUACUACGGCAGUAAUGCUUUGCUAUGGCAGUAAUGCUUGUAAUGCAGACAAGCCUUAAGAAUAUAGUUGAACUAAGAUAAGUGUUUUAAAAACAUGUCAGGCCAAUACAACUUAACUGCUACACUGUAAAAUCCUAAUGCAAGCCAGACACAUUGUAUUUAAUAUGAUAGCUCAUGAAGAUGAACCCUAAACUCUAUCUUAAUUCCACUGCCUAGGUAACACUUGGGAGAAAUGCUGCCUGUGUUAGAGUUUCAACAUUCCUCUCACUUCCCCCUCACUUCUCACUUCACAAUACACAUCUUUGGGUCUUGCCCUCCCUCACUCCCUUGAUCCUCUAGACUAGUGGUUCUUAGCCUUUUUUGUACCAGGGCCCAUUUGUAAACAUCAAUGGCCAGUCCUGACCCAGUGCCCCUCACUCCUGCCCCGCUGUGUCCCAUCACCAGGCCCCAGCACCCCAGUGUUUAGGGGGGGGAUGUAUGGAGGGCAUGGCAGGGGGCCCCAAGCAGCCCCUCGCCGGCUUGAACUCUCCCAGCCUGCAAGGGAAAAUCCAGUUUCCCAUGUUUUUCUCCUUUAAAGGAGAAUUCAUUUUUAAAAUUUGUUCAUGACCCUUUCAUAUAUUCUUGAGACCCACUUUUGGGUCGCAAGCCACGGGUUGAGAAACGCUGCUCUAGACUAUGGAAAAUGAGUUUCCAUUCCUGGUACUUCAGAAGAAAAGCAGGGAGAGGGGAAAGGCAAAGGAAGAACUUCCAAGCCUUUUUUUUAACAUCAAAAUGAAGGGAGAAAAAGGCACAACAAACCCAAUGGUUUUAAAACCCUUUUCAGAUCAUCCUGAAUUAAAUCAGAAUGUGCCUUGAGAUGAAAAAAAGUACUUAAAGUGGUUAUAUUAAAAUACACAAACACCUCUGAACAUAUUGGCUACAUCACCUCUAAAAUACUGAUAUUCUGAGAGAAAAGACAUAUGAGAAAAGAAAUACUGAGAGAAAAGACAUAUGAUCCUAUAGCCCCUGAAUGUUGUUUUCCUGGAGCACUGACCACUAAACACUGCGGGUCUCUUUCUAUGAUGAUGCCAAACACAGUAGGUUUGGGUACAUUCAGUCCCAUAAUGGGCUUGGCUGUCAAGUGGCUUGACUUGCCUCUUAACCAAGUUAAUUUGGUUCUCUGUGGAUUAGUUUCCCAAUCUAUAAAGUGAGGAUAAUAAAAACCAAUGUACCUAUUUCAUAAGGGGCUGACAAAUGUUUGUGUACAAUGCUCUGAAGAUGCAAAGUACAUUGUAUAGUGACUGCUAAGUGAUACUACUGUUAAUGUUCCCCUUGUAUCUGGAGACCAGCUAAUGGCCCCAAUCCUGCAAAUUAUUCCAUGUGGCAGGAUCUUGUGCCUAUGUGGGACCCCAUUAACUUCACCGGCGCUCCUCCUCUGUGCAGGAACGAGGGUCCCCCUACAGGAACAGUGUGUAGGACUAAGCCGAACAUCAUUGCUGCUCUGGGAUUGGCCUUUCCGGAUAGACUAAAAUCAUAAGUUUUGUCUUUCCAAAGAAUCUGCCAGCACAGCCAAGCAUUUUUGCUGAAGGUCCAGAACUGUGUGAAUGAAUGGUGGUUAUUUGUCCUGUAGUUAAGUGUAUUUUUAGUAGAACAAAGUUGUUUUUUUUUUAAAUAAACCUAAAUAUGUCUUAAAGUUCCAAUUUCGUGCACCAGAAAGGUAUCUGUUUGACACAGGGUUUGUUUGAGAAGAUUUUUUUGUUUGAACUGGAGGGGAAAGAAAAGUGAGUACUAAAGUUCCAUAAAGAGAUGGGUCUCCAAUACAAAGUUAGGCUUAACAAAACCAUCAGCUUUUGUUUCUUCAGCCAGCAGAGAUUUUAGGCUUUUUGUUACUGCUUUUUAGUGCUGCUAUUGUUUUCAAGGUGAUGUCUGUACUAAGUUGUUUGGAUAUACAGAUGCCCUAUAACUGCACACAGCAGUGGAAACUAGGUGUAAAGAGUGGGAAGUUAGAAAAAAAAUUAAAUCUCUUUAUUAUGGUGCAUAAACCUUCGGUGCUGGGGAGCCGUGCAGCUGCGCAGCAAGAAAAAUGCAUUCAAAAAUAUAAUGCAAGUGUGAAUAAUCCUUUCUAAAAUGCUGCUUGCAGACUGCUCCAGCUUUGUCAGGUGAACUUGAACUGGGCCAUCAGAUUUGCUCUCAUUCCCAUUGCACACUGUCUAUCACCCCAGGGCAUUCACCAUCUUGACUGUUGUUAAAAGAGAGCAAACAAUCCAUCAUUGAGCCUGGGAGUCACUUUCUUAUAGAAAAGUAAAAUCGGCAUGUGACAGUACACUCAGCUCAAAUGUUUCACAGAUUAAAAUGAUACAUGAAAACUCACGUGUUACUGGGAAGAUUAAGUCGGUUAUCUUGUUCCACAGCCAAUAAAGAAGAGUGUUGCCUGCAA